GGCGAUCAUUCUGGGUUAGGAGAGCCCCUGAGGAAGCUUGCGGCCAAGGCGACUGACACCACCGGGGCUAGUCUCGGCCUGUUACUUAGUUGGGUGACUGAGUCACGUCGCGUAUCUGGGGUCCAAAUUCCUUGUCUUUAAAAUGAGCGAGGGGGAUGGAUGGUACCCUAUUCGUUUGUGAGGAAGAGCCGCUGUUCAUUUGUUAAAGCGUUGGGUCGGCCCCCUGCCUGCCUUCAGGAGCUGAACUCAUCCCUCUCCUCAACCCAGAGCUUCCAGGAGAGCGGGGACUUCGCUGUCGCAGCUAACCUACAGGCUUCCCUGCUAAGUGUCCAAUUUAUUGUUGGUUGAUAUUUAUUAAGGCUGAAACAUCUUAUGAACUUUUAGUGCAAUUUAACUGAUAAAUUGAAAUUUCCUUUAUCAGCCCUUCCCCACGUCUUCAUUCCUCUCUCUCUUUGACUUCCUUCAAAAUACUGCUGGCCAAAAGAGAUUAGUUGAUGGUGUAAUGUGAAACGAAAGGAUUCCUCCAGGUUACUUAAUACAGUUUUGUGGCAAUCGUGUUUUUUGUUUUUUGUUUUUUGUUUUGUUUUGUUUUUUUGGUCAAGAGUAAUAUUUUCUAAAUUGUUUUUCCGGAAGGUAUCAAGAAACUGAUAAUGUUUCCUUGAAUUCGCUUAUGUAUUUGUUUCAUCAAUGUCACUCAUACUGAAUAUCUUAAGAGAGAUGCUGGAAUAUUUCGGUGUUCCCAUAGACCAGGUUUUGCAGAUUAGAGAAAAUAAAGACUAUGGAUCAACUCGGAGUAUUGUUCGUCUUAUUGGGAAAAUUCUCCCUCUAGAACCUUGUCCCAGGCCUAAUUUUGAGUUGAUCCCUCUAUUGAACUCUGUAGACCCUGGUAACUAUGGAUCUGUAGUUCCAUCUUUUGCUGAUACUUUGCGUGUGGCAAAUGAUGAAGAAGGCAGUUAUCUCAGAUUUCGAAAUAGCAUAUGGAAAAAUGAAGAAGAGAAGAAAAUGGAAUUUUUCCAUCCUUUGCCACGAGUUUGGAACCCAUUGCUGCCUGCUCCAAGACAGAAUAAACGAACCAAAAACGAUGGGCCUGUAAAUGAAGCUGCAAUUAAAAAAAUAGCUGCCCUCGAAGAUGAGCUGACUUUUCUUCGCACUCAGAUCGCUGCAAUUGUGCAAAUGCAGGAACUGAAAAACCGUGCAAACGCUGGCCUCUUUGACUUGAACAGCGAACCUAGCAGUUUGGGACAAAGGCCAUCACCAGGAACUGCUGAACUGAGUGUCAAACCAGAUCCAUUUUCAAGUUCAGUGUUCUUCCCUCCACCUGCUCCUCCUCCUCCUCCUCCUCCAGUGCCCCCUCAGCUUUCUUCUCCGCAACGUCCAUGUUCACUCACAUGGCCAGGAACUAAUAAUACAUGUAACUCAGAUAACUCAGCAAGUGAAGUGAAAAGACAGCAGUUAGGUGAUAGUAAGACUAAUGACAGUCAUCGUUCGAAAAGCCAGGAAAAUAAAGAUGUUCCGAAUAUGUUGGACAUUCUAAAGGAUAUGAAUAAGGUUAAGCUCCGUACUGUGGAACGGUCACCUGGAGGUAGACCCAUUCAUAAGAGGAAAAGACAAGAUUCACACUGGGAUCCAGUGUCUUUAAUAUCCCAUGCACUUAAGCAGAAAUUUGCAUUCCAAGAAGAUGAUUCCUUUGAGAAAGAAAAUAGGUCUUGGGAGUCUUCUCCAUUUUCUAGUCCAGAAACUUCAAGAGUGAGCUAUAAUAAUGUAAAGUUAAUUUUUUAAUUUUUCAAAAGCGUAUUGUCCAUGACGUAUCUCUGCCUUCAAGUUCUCUUGAAGUUCUUGCGCAGAAUGGACCAUACAGUUAUUUGCUGGUACCGCUAACGUUUCUGUUGUUUCUGUUAACUUUUACAUGCUCCUUUUUUGCUUGUAUCUUACUAUGAAUUUUUUUUAAAUAAAACACUUGAUUUGAAAAAUA
Molecule: messenger RNA, 1972 nt
Organism: Panthera uncia (snow leopard)
Lineage: Eukaryota; Metazoa; Chordata; Mammalia; Carnivora; Felidae
Gene: MTFR2
Product: mitochondrial fission regulator 2
Exons: 6
Coding region: 688-1779 (363 amino acids)
Biological process (GO): aerobic respiration; mitochondrial fission
Cellular component (GO): mitochondrion
Source: RefSeq, a predicted model, not a curated record